This is a messenger RNA of Danio aesculapii, 930 nucleotides long. It is a transcript of the gene or62c5, whose product is annotated as odorant receptor, family 62, subfamily C, member 5. The transcript has a single exon. Gene Ontology annotation, molecular function: G protein-coupled receptor activity; olfactory receptor activity. Gene Ontology annotation, biological process: G protein-coupled receptor signaling pathway. The record is from RefSeq and is a predicted model, not a curated record. Lineage: Eukaryota; Metazoa; Chordata; Actinopteri; Cypriniformes; Danionidae. The coding region runs from base 1 to 930 and encodes 309 amino acids. Gene Ontology annotation, cellular component: membrane.
AUGCUGCCGCUACUAAAGAAUGAGACAGUUGUCCUAGUAUUUACACUCUCUGGACUAAACGAAACAAUGGGAAACAGAUUUGUGUUCUUCUCUUUGACUGCACUGUAUUAUCCAUUCAUUGUGUUUUGCAACAUAACCAUACUUUACGCUGUAAUGUCGCAUAAGAAGCUUCACGAGCCAAUGUAUGUCUUUAUAUGCAAUCUGUGUGUUAAUGCACUCUACGGCACUGCUGGCUUCUACCCUAAAUUCUUGUAUGAUUUAUUAGCCCAAGAUCAUGUGAUUUCUUAUGCUGGAUGUUUGAUUCAGAUCUUUGUCAUUUAUUCAUCUGUUUUAUGUGACAUUUCAACACUAACAGUGAUGGCAUAUGACAGGUAUGUGGCAAUAUGUAGACCACUGGAGUAUCAUUCAAUAAUGACUGAUCAGAGAAUUGUUGAAUGUAUCCUCUUCUGUUGGCUGACUCCUUUUUUUUGCAUCGCUGUCCUUAUUGUACUAACAGCUAGACUCACAUUAUGUGGCUCUACUAUUGAAAAGCUGUAUUGUGAAAAUUGGUCAGUUGUUAAACUUUCCUGUUUUUCUACAACAGUGAAUAACGUGAUUGGGUAUGUAAUCAUUAUUGUAUAUUUUGGGCAUGCGGUAUUAAUAUUUUGCUCAUACAUAUAUUUGAUUGUGAAAUGCAGAAAGUCAACAGAGAGCAGGCACAAAUUCAUACAGACGUGUGUGCCGCAUCUGCUUGCAUUGCUUAAUGUAACUGUUGCUUUGUUGUUUGAUGUGUUGUACAGUCGUUACGGCUCAAAGAGUUUGCCCCAGGAUUUGCGUAAUUUCAUGUCCCUGGAAUUUCUACUUGUUCCCCCCAUGUUAAACCCUCUUAUUUAUGGAUUAAAUCUGACAAGACUACGAAGGGAAGUCACGAGGUGCUUUUUCAAAAAAUAA